Messenger RNA from Thlaspi arvense, 267 nucleotides. The record is from the annotation of a GenBank genome assembly. NCBI's taxonomy places the organism in Eukaryota, Viridiplantae, Streptophyta, Magnoliopsida, Brassicales, Brassicaceae.
AUGGCUAUAGUCACCAAUGGCGCUUACAGAAGCAUUGAGCAUCGUGCUGUUGUAAACUCUAGGAAGGAGAGGCUAUCCAUUGCCACAUUUCACAACCCCAAAUAUGACGGUGAAUUGGGCCCUGCACCUAGUUUGCUUUCCUCACAAACGCCCGCAUUAUACAGAAGAAUCAAAGUUGCAGAGUAUUUGAAGGGCCUGUUUGCUCGAGCCCUAGAUGGAAAGUCAUAUAUAGACCUCAUGAGGAUAGAAGAAGAGGGUAUCAACUGA